Messenger RNA from Fomitopsis serialis, 1908 nucleotides. Its product is annotated as cytochrome P450 monooxygenase. Gene Ontology annotation, molecular function: oxidoreductase activity, acting on paired donors, with incorporation or reduction of molecular oxygen; monooxygenase activity; iron ion binding. NCBI's taxonomy places the organism in Eukaryota, Fungi, Basidiomycota, Agaricomycetes, Polyporales, Fomitopsidaceae. The coding region runs from base 25 to 1665 and encodes 546 amino acids. The record is from RefSeq and is a predicted model, not a curated record. The transcript is spliced from 12 exons.
GUCGUACAUGCUCCCGAGUCGACGAUGUCCCUGGUGCUUGAUCUGUGUGCCACCGCUGUCCUGGGGACUGCGAUAAGCAUCGUCUAUUGGGUACUGAAGCAAUGGUGGCUCGACGCACAGUACGGGACGUUCUUACCACCAGGUCCGAGGCGGAUACCGCUGGUCGGAAAUGCUCAUCAAUUGGGGCUUGAUGGUCAACACAAGACACUUUCAGACUGGAGCAAGCGCUACGGAGAUGUCAUCUUCAUGCGCGUCUUCAACAAGCCGGCACUCGUGCUGAACUCUGCCGAGGCCGCGCGCGACCUCCUGGACAAGCGAAGUGCGAAGUACUCCGACAGACCUCACUUUACACUCCUCGUCGACAUGUUCGGCUCGGAUCCAAAUCCUGCGCUCAUGCCAUACGGCCCGUGGUGGAGGCAGCACCGAGUAUGGCUGCACUCCGGCCUGAUGGACAAGGACAAUCUCGUUGGGUACCAGCCUAUCUUGCGCAAGGGGACAGGUAGACUCCUCUCGACACUCAUCGAUUCGCCGGAUGAUUUUAUCGCACACGUUAAAAGGUUUGUGGGUGGUUUGAUGUUGGAAAUCGCAUACGGGCAUACGGCUGCGUCUGCAGAUGACGAGCUAAUCAUGCUGGCAGACACCGUGGUCCGCGAAGCGAUGGAUGAAGGCAGCAUUGCGGGAACGCUGGUCGAUUAUUUUCCGUCUCUCAGAUACAUACCUGCCUGGUUUCCGGGCGGUGGAUUCAAGCGACGAGCUGCCCGGAUCCACGGUAUGAUGCGCGAGAUGUACGAUCGGCCGUACGAGCAGGCAAAGGCAGCAGUGGUAAGUCCCGAGUACUACCUCCUAUCACCUUGCUCAAGCUACUUCUCCGUAGUCGCGUGGAACGGCAAGGCGUCGUUCUUGACUACCUUGCUCGAGAGCUUGGCCACGGACGGCGACUUGACGCCCGAACAUGAAGAGCACCUGAAGGGCGCUGCGAUCGUUCUAUAUACAGGCAAGCCCCAGCAGCUAUUAACAUGCGGCACGGAUACGACGAGCACCGUCCUCGCGAGCUUCUUUCUCGCCAUGACCCUGUAUCCUGAGGUCGUCAAGAAAGCGCAAGACGAGAUCGACCGCGUCGUCGGUAAUGCGCGAUUACCCGACUUCGAAGACAGAAGCUCCCUCCCGUACCUCGAAUGCAUCUUGUCCGAGCUAUAUCGAUGGAACCCCCCACUGUAUCUCGGUGUCCCGCAUCGUCUCACGACAGACGACGAUUACCGGCGCUGGCACAUCCCCAGAGGCUCUAUGAUCAUUCCCAACAUAUGGUGGAUGCUACGGAAUCCAGAACGGUACCCCGCCCCGGAUACAUUCCACCCAGAACGCUUUCAGGAGAUGGAUCCGAUCGUAGCCGACGCCACAAAUCCUCGCAACCUAGUCUUUGGUUUUGGUCGGCGAAUAUGUCCCGGACGCCAACUUGCGGACCAGACUCUGUGGCUCGCUAUCGCAAACAUCCUAGCCGUGUUCAACAUCCAUAAGGCACGCGAUGCGGAUGGAAAUGAGAUCACGCCGGAAGCUGUGUUUGUGUCGGGAGGUAUCAGCCACCCGAGGCCCUUCAAGUGCGAGAUCCGACCGCGUUUGGAGAGUGCUGCCAGUCGUGUGCAAUGUCUGGCUGGCAGUGUGACCUGAGUUCGCGAGAUAGUCGGGCAUGGCAGAUUUCGGGCUAUUCAUCGAGUGUUGAAUGAUGGGUAAGACAUAGCACGUCGCGUAUCCUGCUGGUGAAGCCGCGCCACGGUUUUUGCGCAUGGUGUAGCGAAAACAAACGCACGACUGGUACAUUAUGCCUUGGCUGUACACUAGAAACGUUCGCUUUACGGCAAUGUUGUACUAGUCUGUCUUCAUCAGAAUCUCAAUCUAUGCAAGGUACACAUA